Maniola jurtina (meadow brown) is the source of this 3035-nucleotide messenger RNA. It is a transcript of the gene cv-2, whose product is annotated as BMP-binding endothelial regulator protein. Gene Ontology annotation, molecular function: protein binding. Bases 456 to 2477 code for a protein of 673 amino acids. The transcript is spliced from 8 exons. The record is from RefSeq and is a predicted model, not a curated record. Lineage: Eukaryota; Metazoa; Arthropoda; Insecta; Lepidoptera; Nymphalidae.
GGCCGGCAGCGGAGACCGACCGGCCACGGCGACCACACCGCGCCACGCAGCGCUCAGUGCACGCGCUGCCUGCCGCCUGCCCAGUGCCCGCCAGCCUGCGUGGCUCUCCACUCCCGAGUCUCGCGACACGCACGAGCGUACGCAUACGAACCCGCCACAUACGUACCACACCGACCACCACUUCAAAACGAAAAACUUUUAAAUCGCCCCGCUUUCUUAAAAUUAAACUUGUGUCUCGCUUGCCCCUUUGUUUACGUUCAGUGCGAUUUUCUGUUAACUUUCCGGGCUUUUCCGAGUGUACUGAAAGUGAAGUGUAGGUAUUAAUACAUAUUUGAAUGGCAUAAUUGAAGGAAAAUCGAGAGCUGAACCGAAAGGUGUUGCGUACGAGUGUUGUGGCGCGAGGGUGUGAUGCGAGGGGCGCGCAGCGGCGUGCAUCGGCGCCGCGCGUAACGACCAUGCGACGCCCGCCCACCGAACUCGCCGUCGCUUGCCUCGUGCUUCUAGCUUUCAUCACCGACCCUGUUCUGGCGGAUGUCGCUAGCUUUAUCAAGGGCGACCGUGCACCGUGUUCAAACGAAGGCGAGGUCGUCCGCCUCCAAGACUCAAAAUUUAAGCAGGACUGGAGUAGCUGCUUUCGUUGUAUUUGUAAGAACGGAUUUGUGGAGUGUCGGAAGGGUGCAGAAGAGUGCGGUCUCAUGGAGGACUGUGCAGUCGUGAUGCCUCGCGAAGGCUGCUGCGCUCGCUGCAAGGGCUGCUGGUACAAUGGCACGGAGCACGCAUCGCACACGGAGUGGAACGACGAGGGGAAGCUGCUUCGCUGCGAAGCGGGCGUAGUCACAAUAUCGCGCCCGGAGUGCUACCUCCCCUGUGACAGUCCCAAGCAUCAAAGACACAACCAUUACAACUGUCCCGUUUGUGAAGAGUGCAUUAUCAACGGCCAACCAGUUUGGGAAGGUCGUGAUGUCCGUAUAUCAGAGGAGCCCUGUUUGUCGUGUCGGUGUGUGCGCGGGGCGCUGUCGUGCACCAAGCGAGCCUGCCCCGUGCUGCCCUGUGCUGUCUCCCAGCAGUACACACCUCCGGGAGAAUGCUGUCCAAGAUGCUCACAUCCCACCGCCGAUAAAAUACUUCCAAUUUCAGGGUAUUCGCUACCGAAACCGUGUAUAAUUGGUAAGGAGUUUCACGCACACCAAAGUCCAUUUAGGGUGGACCCUUGUACAGAUUGCACAUGUAUGAAUGGCACUGCCGUGUGCACACGGCACACGUGUCCUGUGCUGACCUGCGGAGCUCGAGCGUUGCCUCCUCCUCCUGGUAAAUGCUGUCCAGAAUGCCCACAGAUCGAAGAAGCUAAGGCGGCUUGUGUUGUCGCUGGGAAAACUUAUCAAGAUGGAGAAACAUGGCAACUAGACGCAUGCAAAUCCUGUGAAUGUCACGGCGGAGAACCGCGAUGUGCAAUGGAACGGUGCAAGACAUUAAGCUGUCCCCCAGAUCAAACAUUACGGCAGUUACCCGGACAGUGCUGUCCAAAAUGCGUUGACAUCGACGGAAUUUGUACAGUUUUUGGUGAUCCGCACUAUAAAACUUUCGAUGGAAAAUUUUAUAGCUUCCAAGGUUCUUGCAAGUAUCAAUUGGUAUCCGAUUGCAAAAAUCAUACAUUUUCGAUAAGAAUAUCGAAUGACGCUCGGAAUACCUCACAUUCCUCGUGGACACGUACUGCAACGCUUCGCAUCGGCUCUACCAAAAUAAAUAUGGGGAAAAGAAUGCGCAUUAAAGUUAACGGACAGAGAAUCACACUUCCGCAUAGCAUAAACGGUGUGGCCGAUAUCAGCCGGAGUAACGGAUCCGUUAUACUGAAAGCUGAAAUUGGGGUUCAAAUGUUAUGGGACGGCGACGGAUUUUUGGAAGUGACAGUGUCUAGUUCUUACAAAGGCAAGUUGUGUGGUUUAUGUGGGAACUUUAAUUCAGUAGCGAGAGACGAUAUGAGGACACGUGAUGGUAGACUGUUGAAUGACACUUGGAGGUUUGGGUCAUCGUGGCGGGUCGGAGGACAUCGUGCGUGCACUCGGAGACAGGAGAGGCCGGGUGGGAUCUCUCGAUGUCGCCAAUCGAAACUGACCAAAGUGCGACGGUUGUGCCGCGUGUUCGAUCAUCACAAAGCUUUUGCGGAGUGUGGGGCUAAAGUGAACCCGCAUAAUUAUAAGGAAGCGUGUCUUCUGGAUGCGUGUAGCUGUACUGGUUUUCGAUGUCACUGCGCGGCUUUCAGAGCUUAUGCGAGAGAAUGCGCACGUGUCGGAGCAGAACCAUUGAAUUGGGUUCACGCAGCAUGGUGUGAAGGUCCGCCGCCGCAGUGGCUCAACCGAGGAGGUCGUAAGGGGUUCGGUCGAGCUGCUAAGUCCAAGGACACCAGCUUGUUGAACAUUGGUGCGCUGCCGAAGCGGAAUACUAGCCGCUCCCGACCUCCGCCUCCAAUCUUGCACUAAUUUAUUGCGGCAACAAAAUUACUAGUCAAUAAUGCCAGUGUGGCAAUGUGAGGAUGUAAUCGGAAUGGGAUAGAUGUUGUACUGUACGUGGGUUGCACCUGUGAGGCGCGAUGUUGUAGGAACGACGAUCUAUUUACAUAAACAGUAUUCAUGUAAACUACUUAUAGUUAAGUAAACCAGCUUUUAUAUAUUACAAUACAAUGUACACCAUCUGUACAUUAAUAGUACCUCGCUAAACGACCAGCAUCUAUAUUUAAAUGAAUGUUUGUGAAUCAUUCCCGUAUUUAGUGUUGAUACUGAUUUGUGAAUGUUAUUUGGGUGAUUGGAAGUGGAUGUGGUUAUGGGAGAUUGGACUAAGGAGUGAAAUUGUAAUAAUAAAAUAUUAAAUAUUAUGUCCAAAAAAUAAACUCUUUACCUACUCGUUUGACGCGUGAUAUCGUAAUUCGUAAAGCCAUUCUUCUAUUGGUCUAUGCGGCCGUUAGCGUACUUAAAUUAUUCUCAAAUUGAUAACAUCCAGGCUUAGUCUGAUCUUAAAUAACUACCACGUAAUAUGAAGUU